UUCGCUACUUUGACGCCGCUCGAACCGCGCCUGGUUCGGAAGCUGCUACCGCCAUUGACCAACCUUAUCCGGACCACUCCAGCAAUGUCUCUUCUGUACGAGUGCAUCAAUGGCAUCAUCCAAGGCGGUUUCCUCGGGAGCGGUGAGGACUUCUCGGCAAGGGAGGAGGUAGCAUCCCUGUGUGUCUCGAAGUUGCGGGGCAUGGUGUCCACCAACAGCGAUCCAAAUCUGAAAUAUGUGGCUCUCCUAGCGUUCAACCGGAUCGUUGUUACUCACCCCUUCCUGGUUGCGCAGCAGGAGGAUGUGAUUCUGGAGUGCAUCGACAGCGAGGACAUCACCAUCAGGAUCAAGGCUCUCGAUCUGGUGCAGGGCAUGGUCAGCAGCGACAACCUGGUGUCUAUUGUCAGCCGCCUGAUGAGACAGCUGAGGGCGUCUUCCGCCGCAGCCAGUCAACAACAGAACGGCCCGGAUACCCAGGAUCAAGAAAGCGAUUCGAGUGACGAGAGAGGCGGGAAUGCUGGAAGGCGUCGCAAACCGCUGGGACGGGCUCCUCCUCUCCCAGACGACUACACUGUCGACGUCAUUGGCAGGAUAUUGAGGAUGUGCUCACAGGACAAUUACGCCAACAUGGUCGACUUCGAUUGGUAUCUCGACGUUCUAGCCCAGCUCAUCCGAAUCGCACCCCCUCCGCGGACGAAGGACUUGGAUGCCGAUGCAUCUGCGCCGAGCCAGGCCGGCGACAUUUCAGAGAAGAUCGGCAAUGAGCUGAGGAACGUGGCCGUGAAGGUCAAGGCUAUCAGGGCCGCUGCUGUAAGGACAGCGGAACUUGCCAUAUCCCGCAUGAGCACAGAAGCGUCGCCGACACGACCAGUUCGCGCGGGGGCGCUCAAGCCCGUUGCUUGGGUAGUUGGCGAAUAUGCCUCGCAGCUACUAUCGCCCGACGACACGCUGCGGCAUUUACUGGAUCUUCUUCCGCGAAUUGAGCACCCGGAAUGCCUCGCAACAAUCUUACAAGCCGUGAUGAAGCUGUUUGCCUGCGUUACGGGAGACGAUAGAGCUCCUUGGACACCAGAAAGGAAGUCGAGCGUUACCCUACUAAUGGCGCGCGUCAUCCACGUGUUGGAACCGUUCGCGUCGCAUCCCUACCUGGAAGUCCAGGAGCGCGCUGUUGAGUUCGUUGAACUGCUGAAGCUCACCGCCGAAGCAGCCGCCGGGCAGCCCCCCUCGACAGACGAGGUUCAGCAGGACCCGCCAUUGCUGCUCACGCAAGCGAUCCCGUCGCUCUUUGCCGGAUGGGAGCUCAAUUCGGUCGCUGUCGGGACGCAGCAAAACGUUCCAGUCCCCGAUGACCUCGACCUCGACGAGCCCAUCCAUCCGGAUCUCAACAGGUUGCUGUCACAGGCCGACUCGUUGAUGCUGCCGGCGCAAGGCGACGACGAAUUCGAAGCAUACUACAACCAGAAACCCGCCGCCACGAGCAUUGCCAGCGAACCGGCAAUCAACCGGCUCAUGGACGGGCCGGAUGAAGUGCCAACCGGCUCAUACCAACAGUCCGAAGAGAGCUACCUCGAUCCAGACAUCAUCGCCAGGAGGAAAGCAGAGCGCAUGGAGCGGUAUCGGGACGACCCCUUCUACAUUCCCGACUCCACUGCAUCCGGUGGCAGAUCGACCCCGAUCCACAACAUCCUCCAGAAGGAGAACGGCCCCGAUCUCGACAUAGAUUCCAUUCCCAUCAUGAAACUGGAGCUGCUGAAUCCCUCGGACAGCGCCAGCCCAGCCGAGAAACAGUCAGCUCAACAACAGCAACAACUCAAACCCAAGCCCCGUCAACGGGUCGUCGUAGCACCGGACGAGACCCUCGGUUUCGGCUCCAGCGGAAGCGGUCUGUCAACGCCGCGAGCCUACGACUCAGACAACAACAACAACAUCAACAACGCUAAGGCCAGGAAAGUCAAACAACAGUCUCUCUUGCAGAUCACUUCCAGCCAACUCGACGAUCUCAGUCUCGAGGAGGGCGGGCCCGCAGGUGGCGACGUCAGGCUAGCGCACGAGCGGCAGCAGCGCGAGGAGGCGGAGAUGGCACAGGCGCUGAGGGAGGUGCAGCGGUUGAGGCUGGAGAUGCAGCGGGCGAACGAGAGGAUACAGGUGGCGCAAGGAGUCCCGGCGGAGGGGGUCGUCGUGAAGAAGAAGAAGACGAAGAAGAAGGGAACGGGGACGGGAACGGGAACGGGGAAGGAGGCGAAAGUCGACGAAAAGGGGGAUGGCGGGGAGGAGGCGGUGGUGAAGGCCAAGAAGAAGAAGAAGAAGGAGAAGGCGAAGUCUGGGGUGGAAGGAGAAGAAGUUGGAGAGGCGCCAGCCUCGGUGGGGGAGGGGGAGCCGGUUGUCAAGGCCAAGAAGAAAAAGAAGGCUACGAGGGUAGUAAGAUUGGACGAAGGGGAGGGAGCUGCUGCCGGUGGUGGUGGUGGCGGCGACGGCGGCGGCGGUGAAGGGUAGAGGGGGAGAAGGGGUUGAUGAGGCGGUACGGGGCUCGAAUCACAACAAUGCGUAGAAUCAAAGGAGCAAUAUGCACCCAAGUCAAGGUUGACACAGUCGUCGUUCUGGUUUCUGCGGGCUGCUCGGGCUUAGGCUAGGGCAGCCUGGGAAUCGACUA
Molecule: messenger RNA, 2650 nt
Organism: Thermothelomyces thermophilus ATCC 42464
Lineage: Eukaryota; Fungi; Ascomycota; Sordariomycetes; Sordariales; Chaetomiaceae
Exons: 2
Coding region: 85-2493 (802 amino acids)
Biological process (GO): Golgi to vacuole transport; protein targeting to vacuole
Cellular component (GO): membrane coat; endosome membrane; AP-3 adaptor complex
Source: RefSeq, a predicted model, not a curated record